AUGCGACUGUCGACCACUAUUGCGACUGCGCUGUCAAUGACUGGGGGGCUUGGUCUUGCGCAAAGCACUGGGCCAUCCAACCUGAAUGAAGCAUUGCCAUACUGGGUCAACGGCCUGGUCCCGCUCGCCUAUACAUUGCAAGAUGAGCGUCUCAAAGAGCAGGUCUCUACAGUUGUCGAUACCGUUCUGGAUCGCAUCCAGCCCGACGGGUGGAUCGGACCAGAGACUGUUGCUGGGGGUCAGCGAAUGAUCUGGGCUCGCACACUCAUCUUCCUCGGAUUGACCAACCUUGCCGAUGCAAAUGCAACAUAUGAGAAGCCUAUUGUGGAUGCGUUGCAUCGCUUCAAUGGUCUCAUGAAUUCGAUGCUGAAGAACAAUGGAACUGGAAUGGUUUAUCAGAGUGGUGAUAAGCUGAGCGCAGAUGAUUUCGUUUGGUUUCAAGCGCGGUCAGAGGAUAUGAUUGUUAGCUUGCAGUGGCUUCUGGAUUACCAUCCCGGGAACCAGACCAAUCUCCUAAAGCAGAAUAUUGAGAUGAUUUAUAAAUAUGCCUCUAAGUGGGAGGGAUGGUACACUGAAGAGAAUUACGUUUCUCAGGAUCUGUACGAUGUGCCGGCGUCAGUCACAGAUGAUCAGUGGCCAUUUUUGCAUGGUGUUACAGUCGCUGAGGGUCUCAAAUACGCAGCUGUCAUGCGGCGCUCGACUUCCAAUGAAAGCCUCCUAACGACCGCAAAGAAUGGAGUAGAUUGGACAUUCAAAUAUCACGGCUCUGCGUCCGGAACCAUUCUCGCAGAUGAGCGCCUCGCUGGUCUCAAUCCGUAUUACGGAUCGGAACUGUGCACUGACGUUGAAGUGAUCUACUCCCUUGCGUACAACUUCUAUGCAAUUGGUGACUCUGAUUACGCAGACCGUGCCGAACUGGCGGCCUUCAAUGCUCUCCCGGCUGCGGUUUCGGGGGAUUGGUGGAGCCAUCAGUAUAUGACCGAGCCCAAUCAGCCAUUCUCAAAGAAUCUGUCAGCGACGCCCUUCUGGAACGUCAACACUCUUGGGCAAACCUUCGGCGUGGAGCCCGACUAUCCAUGCUGCACUGUGAACCAUCCUCAAGGCUAUCCCAAAUUCGCCAUGUACAGCUAUGUAAGAAAUGGUGAUACGGGGAUUGUUCACUCGCUGCUUAGCCCUGGACGUGUUCAGACUGAGAUCCAAGGAAAGAUAGUUUCUGUCGACUGUCAGACAGACUAUCCUUUUGACAAUACGCUGUCUUAUACUGUGGACAGUGAUGUGCCAUUCCAAUUGUAUCUCCGCGUUCCCAACUGGGCUACUCAGACAAAGAUCCAGGGAUCUCCCCGGGACGAUAGCGCGCCCAAGGAUCCAAAGACUGGUCUGAUCAAGCUCAACCUUCCAGCUGGCACUACGAAGUUUAGUUAUCAACUUGGAAUGGAUCUGAUCACCGCCGAUAGGGCCAACGACACUGUCGCGGUCUACCGAGGACCUCUCCUGUACGCGCUGCACAUCCCACACACCACGUCAGCGGAGGCACCCAGAUUCUACAAUACCCAGAAAGACUAUCCAGCCGGAACAUACCCAGACCAGGCUCAUGAUUACGCAUUGCUGAACACCACCGAGUGGAACGUGGCCAUUGACCCAUCCACCUUGGAAUAUCACGCCGGUUCGGGAUCGCUUCCAGAGCCGACCUUCACGGAUGGCCAAUUGCCGAUGUAUAUGACCGCCAGGGCAUGUCUGAUUGACUGGCCCAUGUUUCGGGGCGCUGUGCCGGACUCACCCAUCCCCAAGAGUAAUCGGACGUGUCUGAGCGAUAUUUUCGAGGCGACAUUGCGUCCGUAUGGAAGUGCAAAGCUGCACAUGUCGGAUCUUCCCACUAUUAAUCUUACAGGGAAAUGA
Penicillium argentinense is the source of this 1896-nucleotide messenger RNA. RefSeq lists its product as uncharacterized. Lineage: Eukaryota; Fungi; Ascomycota; Eurotiomycetes; Eurotiales; Aspergillaceae. The record is from RefSeq and is a predicted model, not a curated record. The transcript has 4 exons. Bases 1 to 1896 code for a protein of 631 amino acids.